AUGAGCCAUCUCAGGCCAGUCUCCCUCACCUAUGCAGCCUGCAAGGCUCUGGAGAGGGUGGGCCUGGUGCGUUUUCAGUGGAUUCUGGUACAGAUGCAGUUCUUCCCAGCAGAGCAGUCGGGCUUCAGGCACUACCGCUGCACGGCGGAUGCAAUUGCGGAAGUUCUCGCCACUCUCGAAGAUGUCAGGAGCUCCGGGGACGUGGUCAUGCUGCUACUGCUGGAUGUGGAGAGCGCAUUCGACGGCCUCCAACAUGCGGUCGUCGAGCCUGCCCUGGACAGACUCGGCAUCAACGGGUGCUUCCGGGGUUUCGUCAACGCCUUCCUGACUGGGAGGACCAUCAGCGACAGUGUUGGUAAGGAGCUGACCUAA
Messenger RNA from Dermacentor silvarum, 372 nucleotides. RefSeq lists its product as uncharacterized. The coding region runs from base 1 to 372 and encodes 123 amino acids. The record is from RefSeq and is a predicted model, not a curated record. NCBI's taxonomy places the organism in Eukaryota, Metazoa, Arthropoda, Arachnida, Ixodida, Ixodidae. The transcript has 2 exons.